AUGAAGCGUAUCCGGCCGCAAGAAGAAGCAGCCCCGACAAAAGCGCAAAUAUUGGCUCGGCAGUUUCUUUCCCGAAAGCUGCCAAAUUUCACCGGCCAGCCAGAUGAGUGGCCGAUCUUCAUAAGCAGUUUCAAUACGACGACGAAAGCGUGCGGGUUUUCAAAUCUGGAGAACCUGGCGCGACUGCAGGAGAGCUUACGAGGCCCUGCUAGAGAAGCAGUGUGUAGUCGGAUGCUGUUGCCGCAAGCAGUACCAAAAAUCAUCGACACGUUGCGAAUGCUGUACGGACGACCGGAACAAAUCGGGUGUACAUUGCUAGUGAAAGUUCGGAAGGCGGAACCCCCAAAAGCAGACCGUUUGGAAACGUUCAUCGGUUUCGGGAUGGUAGUUCAGCAAUUAUGCGACCAUCUCGAAGCGACGCAGCUUAACGACCAUCUGGUAAACCCUUUACUGAUUCAGGAACUGGUCGAAAAGCUGCCGCCGUCGACGAAAAUGGAAUGGGUGCGGUUCAAGAGGCAGCAUGUUAGGAUCACUCUACGAACGUUGUCAGAUUUCUUGGCCGAUCUGGUGUCAACAGCAAGUGAAGCGACUGGGAUGAUCGAUACACAACCGAAUUCAUCCGAAGAACGCCGUGUCCAGUUUGUCGACGUACGGAUCAUCGGCUACGGAAUUGCGACGAGUUCCAAAAAAUGGGCAUUCCUGUGCCCGUCCUGCUUGAAUGGCCACGGAAAAAGUAGGUGCAAGGCGAACAUCCGGUGUAAAGUGGAGAGGUGUCGACGACCAGGCGAGCACAAUACAAUGCUCCAUCGUCCGCAGUUAGAGAUGCGAUCGGACUGCAACGCCCACAACGCAAUUGCGCAUACGCCGAUUAUCUUCCGGAUGAUUCCGGUAACGUUGAACUACGGAGGAAGGUCAGUCAAUACCAUGGCCUUUCUCGACGAAGGUAGCUCGUUGAUCGAGGGCCCCAUCGCGAGUCAAUUGAAAGCCAACGGGGAACCACAGCCGCUCCGUGUGACCUGGACGGCAGGUAUGAGUAGGUUGGAGAGAAAUUCGGUGGUGUUCAGUUUGACAAUAUCCGCCAUCGGAUCGAAGGAGCAGCUACCGAUCAAUGAGGUCCACACCGUGGAGGAACUCAAGUUGCCCAAACAGUCACUAAACUAUCGCGAACUAGCGGAGCGGUAUAGUCACCUACGGAACCUUCCGCUAGCAGAGUACUCGAGUGAAUCGCCGAGGAUCCUGAUAGGUUUGAAACACCUACAUUUGUUCGUGCCACUCGAAUCGCGAGUUGGACAGCCUGGAGAGCCGAUAGCUAUCCGAUCCAAACUGGGUUGGACGGUAUAUGGUCCGCAGGAAGGAGGAAGUGUAAGAACAGCUUACGUCGGUCAUCAUUCGUGCGUUGGUGUAUCCAAUCAGCAGCUGUACGAUCUACUGAAGUCGCACUACGUGCUAGAAGAGGCUGGAGUUACGGUAAAGGUACUUCCGGAGUCAGUGGAAGAUCGACGAGCCCGUGAGAUUCUAGAGAACACCACUAGGCGAGUAGGAGACAGAUUCGUCACGGGAAUGCUGUGGAGGGAAGACAACCCUACGUUUCCAGAUAGUUACCCGAUGGCAGCGCGCCGUAUGAAGACAUUGGAAAAACGUUUGGCACAGAGUCCACAGUUGCAGCAGAAUGUCGCAAAUCAACUGAUCGAGUAUCAAGCAAAAGGAUACUGUCAUGAAGCGUCAGCGAAAGAACUGAGAGACACAUACAAGAAGAAGAUCUGGUACCUACCCCUGAACGUUGUGAUCAAUCCGAAGAAGCCGAAUAAAGUUCGCCUUGUGUGGGAUGCUGCAGCCGCUGUGGGAGGGGUUUCGUUGAACUCAAAGCUCCUAAAAGGUCCAGACUUUCUCACAUCGCUGCCGUCGGUGGUGUGCAAGUUUCGGCAGUAUCGCGUUGGAUUUGGUGGAGAUAUCCGAGAGAUGUUCCACCAGCUGCAAAUUCGGCCGGAGGACAAGCAAGCGCUGCGGUUCAUGUUCGAUGAAAGGAUCUUCGUGAUGGAUUGUGCAAUUUUCGGGGCGACAUGUUCGCCAAGUCAGGCGUUGUACGUGAAGGAUCGUAACGCAAACGAGUUCGUGGAGCGAUUCCCGGAUGUCGUCGAUGCGAUCGUCCACCGACACUACGUGGACGAUUACCGCCGAGGAGGCGGUAAAAAAGUAUUGCAGCAGCUAGGUGAGUCAAAAGCGAAUCAAGUCGUUCAUUUCAACGCCGAUAAAGCCAAGGAGAACGAGCGGGUGUUAGGUAUCGUCUGGGAACCUCAAGCGGACGUGUUCACGUUUGCGAUGAAACUGCCGGAGAAUAUACAGCCCUGUCUGUCAGGGAACAAACGGCCGAUCAAAAGAAUCGUCCUCAGCAUCGUGAUGAGUUUGUUUGAUCCACUGGGACUGUUGACGAUGUUCACCAUCCAUGGCAAAAUGUUGAUCCAGGACCUGUGGCGCUCGGGUUGCGAUUGGGAUGAAUUCAUCGACGAUGAUUGUCUUAAGAAGUGGCAGAGAUGGACAGCAUUGUUGCCAGAUGUUGAGCAGGUGACAAUUCCCCGUCACUAUUUUCAAGGUGGCGGUUCGUUGGACUACGAUUCGUUGGAGUUACAUGUCUUCGUAGAUGCCAGCGAAGGGGCGUACGGCUGUGUGGCAUAUUUUCGUAUGAUAGUCGAUGGAGCUCCACGAUGUUCCCUGGUGCAAGCCAAAUCGAAAGUAGCACCUCUGCGAGCGUAUUCAACCCCACGUCUGGAACUCAUGGCGGCGGUUCUAGGAGCGAGAAUGGCCGAGACGAUUAGAGCGAACCAUAGUUUGACGGUGAAGCGCGUUCAGUUCUGGACAGAUUCGAGCACGGUGUAUUCCUGGAUUGUGUCAGAUCACCGCCGGUACAAAGUAUUCGUCGCAUACAGAAUCGGCGAAAUUUUAAGCAGAACGAGCCCCAUGGAAUGGCGUUGGGUUCGUACGAAACUAAACAUAGUAGACGACUUGACGAAGUGGAAGGCAGGAUUGAAGAUAGAGUCCACCAGCGCGUGGUUCACUGGACCAAAGUUUUUGUUAGAGGCGGAAGGCAAGUGGCCAAGCCCGGAGCCACCUCGGCCGAACGUGGUUGAUGAGCUUCGGGCUAGCUUCCUGUUUCAUCGAGCUGAGGAAGCAAGCGGAUUGAUCUAUUGCACCAGGAUUUCAAAGUGGACCAUUACGGUCCGCAUCAUCGCCAAUGUUCUUCGGUUCAUUUCCAACAUCCGGCGAAAACAACAAGAUUUGCCGAUCGAGGUACUACCAACCGACGCGGCAGUUGGUAACAAUCGGCGAGUGGUAGCGGUUACAGUGCGGUGUAUAGAGCGAUCGUUUUCGAGGGAAGAGUACCAGGCCGCAGAAUGUCUACUGUGGAGAAUGGCGCAGGAAGAAUCAUUUGUCGAUGAGGUAACGGUCCUACGCAGGUGCAGAGAAGGAAGGGUCGGUGAACUUGAGAAAUCCAGUCCGCUGUUCAAGUUGUCUCCGGUGCUGGAUGAAGAUAAUGUGUUGCGGAUGGACGGCAGAGUACAAGAGGGUGAGUUUGUUCCGUUCGAGUUGCGAUUUCCGGUCAUUCUACCAAGAGGCCAUCCGGUGACGAUCAAGAUAAUCGAACACUAUCAUCAGCUGUUUGGCCAUGCCAAUAAGGAGACUGUAGUAAACGAGCUAAGGCAAAGAUUUUAUAUCCCAGCUGUUCGCAGAGAGCUCGACAAGGUAGCACGAGAAUGCGUUUGGUGCAAGGUGCACAAAUGUAAGCCGAUGGUUCCGAGGAUGGCACCACUUCCAGUACAACGGACAACUCCGUUCAUCCGUCCAUUCAGCUACACAGGAGUGGACUUCUUCGGUCCGAUCAACGUCGUUGUGGGACGGCGCACCGAGAUGCGUUGGUGUGCGUUAUUCACCUGUUUAGGAACAAGAGCCAUCCAUCUGGAACUAGUCCACAGCUUGUCCACGCAGGCAUGCCUGAUGGCUAUCCGGAGGUUUGUCUGCCGGCGAGGAGUUCCGAUCGAAUACUUUUCCGAUAACGGGACGAAUUUCGUGGGUGCAAGCAAGGAGAUAGUGAAGAAAAUAGAAACCGACUGUUCGCAAGCGUUGACAAGUUCCCGGACACGGUGGAAUUUCAACCCACCCUCGGCGCCCCAUUUUGGGGGCGUAUGGGAGAGAUUGGUGCGGUCGGUUAAGGAGGCGAUGGAGGUGUUAGACGACGUACGAAGUGGCACAGCGAGCGGCCUGCGUUAG
Messenger RNA from Armigeres subalbatus, 4263 nucleotides. RefSeq lists its product as uncharacterized. The transcript is spliced from 4 exons. Lineage: Eukaryota; Metazoa; Arthropoda; Insecta; Diptera; Culicidae. Gene Ontology annotation, biological process: DNA integration. The record is from RefSeq and is a predicted model, not a curated record. The coding region runs from base 1 to 4263 and encodes 1420 amino acids. Gene Ontology annotation, molecular function: nucleic acid binding.